AUGCCCCCGUACCCAAUGCCACGUGGGUGUCCCUGGUGCCCGCUGCUGCUGCUGGGGGGAUAUAAGUGCCAGGUAAAGAUUGGUGUGGCCCAAGAGCUGAAGCACAGCGGGAGGAGGAAUUCAUCGCUUAAGCAAGCAGUCUGGUGCCUGGUGUUGGCGAGCCGCGAGGGGAGACGAUGGAAGACCUGCACGGAGAGGUUCAACACCCGGCACCUGCAGGCCUCGUCAGGGCUGCCCCAGCACCACCACAACCAGGAACACGUCGUCCACGUCCUCCGCGACGUGUUCCGAGUCCACCUGUACCCUGGCGUCGACGGCUCCGAGGCCGCAAUACACAAUGUGCUGGGCCUCCUGCAGAUCAACCAGGUACCAACCAAGACGGCGUACGCGGAGGUCCAGGCGCUCUACCCGAUGGCCUCCCUGGCCAGCCAGUCCUGCAUGCCCAACACAAAACCGGUUUUCAGGGAUGGACAGCUGACACUCAAAGCAUCUGAUCCCAUCAGACGCGGGGAGCCCAUCACAGCUAUCUACACAGACAUCCUGUGGGGAACGCGAGCCAGACGGGACCACCUUCGUCAGACUAGGCUUCUCUCCUGCAGCUGUCAGCGCUGUGCCGACCCAACAGAACUGGACACCUACUUCUCGGCCCUCGUCUGUCGUCGCUGUGGCAAGCUCGUCCUGCCUCCCAGUCCUCUCGAUGACCUCGCCCCCUGGAGCUGCCUCGAGUGUUCCCUUCAGGUUAGUGUGGAAGAGGUGCUGGGAACGAACCUGGCGCUGGGGGCGGCAGUGGAGGUGGCGCUGGCCGGCCCCACCAUCGCCACGCUGGAGGCGCUGCAGGAGGAGUGGUUGACGAGGGUCCACACCAACCACUACCAUCUUCACGCCGUCAAGCACUCCCUUCUCCAGCUCUACGGCAGGUCCAAGGAGAGGGCUACGGAGAAGGAGAAGGACGCGGCCCACUGGCUGGAGAUCGCCAAGAAGGAGAAGGCGUGCAAAGAGUUCCUGACGGUGUGCUCGCGCCUCGACCCCUCGACGGCCCAGACCAUCCCCUUCGUCGGCCUCACCUUCUACGAGUACCACAAGACCAUCCUUCAGAACGCCCAGCGCUACUUCGGCCAGAACAAACUGACGACGCAGCAGCUCAAGAAGAGGAUGCUGCUGUCCAAGGCGCUCCUGAAGAAGGCGAUGGAGAUCUUCAGGCACGAGGCCGAGGACACGCCCGAGGGGCAGCUGUACCUCACUUGCGAGCAGGAGGUUAUCCGGAUUGGCAAGUGGAUGCUGGCGGUGGGGCUGGUGUGAGGUGUGUGUGUGUGUGUGUGUGUGUGUGUGUGUGUGUGUGUGUGUGUGUGUGUGUGUGUGUGUGUGUGUGUGUGUGUGUGUGUGUGUGUGUGUGUGUUUGCGCGCUCUCAUCUAUUUAUGCAUUUGUGUGUCCAGAUUCAAGCUCUAGCUCCUGGACGCCGCUUUUCUCGCCGCCUGUUGACUGAAAAUACAAUGACUCCUGACCUAUUUCCCUAUCAUAUCAAACUUCUAGAGUUAUGAAUGGAGUUUGCCUCUACAACCUUCUCCUUUAGUUCUUUCCAUUUCCUAACUUCUAAAAUUUCCUAACAUCUCUGUGGCUCAUCUGAGUCUCAAGUUUCCGUCCAUGACCCCCUUGUUUUGUUGGUAUUUAUUGUGGACAUUUCCUCCUUUUCCACUUUGUCAAUCCCCCACUAAGUAUUUAGUAUGUCUCUCCUCUUUCUCUUCCUUUCUAGCGUCAUCAAGUUUAGUUUUAGAGAGAGAGAAAGAGAGAGAGAGAGAGAGAGAGAGAGAGAGAGAGAGAGAGAGAGAGAGAGAGAGAGAGAGAGAGAGAGAGAGAGAGAGAGAGAGAGAGAGAGAGAGAGAGAGAGAGAGAGAGAGAUAUUAGAUGCAUGAGAAAUAACCUAGAUGAUAAAUAAGAUGGAUCUGCACAACAGUUGCAGAAUAGCCGGGACAUUGUCACGGCCAAAGUCGAGUUUCUUUUAUUUUUUAACCCAGGACAGAGUAAAGGUAACCCAGGACAAAGUUUUCAACCCAAAGGACAAGUAACCCCCGGUUACUUGUCCUCGUAUAUCGCCGUAGUCUUCACAGUAUAGCUCAAUGUUCCUUGUCAAAGAAAGUAAACAAGAAUUUUCAAAUAAAAAUGUUAAGUAAAAAAAAA
Messenger RNA from Procambarus clarkii (red swamp crayfish), 2176 nucleotides. Lineage: Eukaryota; Metazoa; Arthropoda; Malacostraca; Decapoda; Cambaridae. The record is from RefSeq and is a predicted model, not a curated record.